AUGGAGGAAGGCAACGGAAAACCACCUUCAUUAUUCGUUCCAAGGCGUUCACCAAUACGUCAACUUGUCAUGAAUAUACAGAAUCAAGUUGUAUGCGACAACGACGUGAACGGGACUUCUCUAAAUGAGGGUUUCGCGUCCGGCAAGGGAGGUAGUAAGGCCUCUUGGGUCGUCAUCAAACGAAAUCCUUAUGGUAUGUUGAAAAUUGGUAUGUGGAAUGUAAGAACAUUGGCAAGAUCAGGAAACUUGGAAAACGUAAAGAGGGAGAUGGAGAGAUAUAAAGUCAACAUCUUGGAUAUGACAGAAGUAAGAUGGAAGGAGAAAGGUGAUAUGAUGAGUGGUGAUUUUCUGAUGAUAUAUUCAGGGGGACAAGAGAGACAACGUGGUGUAGCGUUGCUACUUGACAAACAGUCCAGCCAAGCGGUAGUGGAGGUUGAUUGCAUCAAUGACAGGUUGAUGGUGGUGCGGUUGUGUGGAACACCUGUAAAUCUAGUGGUGAUGGUUAUAUACAUGCCAACCAGCAAUCAUAGUAUGACAAAAUUGAAGAAAAUUGAAGAAAAUUUAAGAAAAAUUAUCUACAUGUAG
This is a messenger RNA of Penaeus chinensis, 585 nucleotides long. Its product is annotated as craniofacial development protein 2-like. The transcript has a single exon. Bases 1 to 585 code for a protein of 194 amino acids. NCBI's taxonomy places the organism in Eukaryota, Metazoa, Arthropoda, Malacostraca, Decapoda, Penaeidae. The record is from RefSeq and is a predicted model, not a curated record.